AUGAAGGAUAGCGGAAGUGCCACAUCAGCCCCUCGUGAAAUGAUGAAUCGCCGCCUUAUCCAUGGAAGCCAAGGACUCACAGAAGUUACUUUGUUUUCUGGGCAGGACCAUCAAAAACCACUCGUCCAACUCAUCACGAUAAUGCCCAUGGCAGCAAAUACGCUGGAGGAUUCAAGAUAUUACGAUGAGGGCUCCCACUCUAUCAACGCGGCUUGGUGGACAUCUCAGCAGUAG
Messenger RNA from Paracoccidioides lutzii Pb01, 234 nucleotides. RefSeq lists its product as hypothetical. The transcript is spliced from 2 exons. The coding region runs from base 1 to 234 and encodes 77 amino acids. The record is from RefSeq and is a predicted model, not a curated record.